Messenger RNA from Monodelphis domestica (gray short-tailed opossum), 4579 nucleotides. RefSeq names its product pleckstrin homology and RhoGEF domain containing G5 (gene PLEKHG5). The record is from RefSeq and is a predicted model, not a curated record. Lineage: Eukaryota; Metazoa; Chordata; Mammalia; Didelphimorphia; Didelphidae. Gene Ontology annotation, cellular component: endocytic vesicle; axon; plasma membrane. Gene Ontology annotation, molecular function: guanyl-nucleotide exchange factor activity. Gene Ontology annotation, biological process: endothelial cell migration; Rho protein signal transduction.
GGGUGGGCGAGGAGGGAGCCGCCAGGAAGGAGGCAAACUUGGUUGUCUCCAAGAGAAGGGGUCCAUUCCGAAAAUUCUGGCAACCUGAAUAAUCAGAUCUGGAAAUGGGGAAAGGAGCCAGGCAGACAAUGAUGUGCCCAGGCGUUCCCACGGCAACCCACCAUGAUGCUGCUGUGAUGCUUCAAACGCAGUGGUCUGGGUCUUUAUAAAGGGCUGGAACAUCGGAUCCUGCGGGCUGCGAAUGCUUCUGCCUGGCAGGGACUCACGAGGUGCCAGGCGGCUCCGGUUGGGGAAGCUACCAACCUUGAAGGACUUCCUCUUAGUGGAGGAUGGUGGCUGGCUGGCAGAGGAGGGGCUUGGGGCCUCUCUGGAAAUUGUAGAGAAAAGGAGUUUUCAGAGCCCAGAUUUCUGACAGCCUGGCAUGGGCGAGGGGCUCCGUGAAUUUCUGUCACACUGAUUUGAAAGGCAGAGCCAGCCAGCGGUGCCCACAGAUGAACGUGCCCACAGCACUGGCUAUAAGAACCGUAUGUUAAACUGUAGACGGUGCCCGGGGAAACCUUGGCACAAAAACAAGACCAGGGCUGAAUCGGAAAGGAGCCCUCCGCCAGCUCCCUGGCAAAGCUGAGCCACACUGGCCCCAGGUGCCUGCAGUCAGAGAGCGGGGAGCAGGGCUGUCCUGAUGCCAUCCUGACUGGAGAGCUUGCAACGGGCAGGAUUGGCUGGCCAGCACCCCUCAUCUAGGAGCUCCCCUGGCUAUCGAGCCUCCAUCCCCAACCCCAGUCGGGAGCAUGAGUUCGGUUCUGACAAAAUAUGGGUCUCCACCACGCAGCUGGCUCAACCUUCGCUUGGGAACUAAUGACCGAAGCCUAACGGAGGAGAAAGGACUUCGAUGCCAGAAUCCGGAGUGUAUUGACAAGAGAAGGGCAUCCAAGGUAUGUCACCACGCCGACUGCCAGCAGCUCCACCGCCGGGGGCCCCUCAACCUGUGUGAGGUGUGUGACGGCAAGUUUCAUAGCACCAUGCACUUUGACGGGCACAUUCGCUUUGACCUGCCUCCCCAAGGCUCCGUCCUGUCCCGGAAUGUCUCCACACGGUCUUGUCCCCCCCGAACCAGUCCAGCCUCAGACCUGGAAGAGGAUGACGAAGGGUUAAUGGACAGCAAAGGGGAAAAGAAGGGUUCCAGUCUGAAACUGUCAAAGAAGAAAGCUCGGAGGAGACACACAGAUGACCCAAGCAAGGAGUGCUUCACACUGAAAUUUGACUUGAAUGUGGACAUUGAGACAGAGAUUGUUCCUGCUAUGAAGAAGAAAUCUUUAGGGGAGGUGUUGCUGCCAGUGUUUGAGAGGAAAGGCAUUGAGCUCAGCAAAGUGGAUAUCUACCUGGACCAGUCCAAUACGCCGCUCUCCCUCCCCUUUGAGGCCUACAGGUUUGGGGGUCACUACCUGAGGGUUAAAGCCAAACCUGGAGAUGAGGUGAAAGUGGAACUAGCCGUGAAGGACUUCAAAUCCCUGAGUUUACCCAUUCCUGGGCCUCCAGCCUCAGACCGUGCUGACCAGCAGGCCCGACGGGAGAGCCUAGACAUCCUGGCCCCCGGCCGAAGGCGCAAGAACAUGACGGAGUUCCUCGGAGAUGCCAGCAUCCCCGGGCUAGAACCCUCGAUGCCGUCCAGCAGCUCCCUUCCCAGCAAUGGCAUCGACACCUGGAAGAAUCGCGCAGCCAGCCGUUUCAGUGGCCUUUUCAGCUCUGGCCCUAGCGUGAGCUCUUUUGGCAGGGAGGUCGACAAGAUGGAGCAGCUGGAAAGUAAGCUUCACUCCUACAGUCUCUUUGGCCUGCCCAAGCUGCCCCAGCAGCUCCGCUUUGACCAUGACUCCUGGGAAGAGGAGGAGGAAGAGGAGGAUGCUGACCUGGUCCUGGAAGACAGCUGGCAAGAGCUCAUAGACGGAACUGAGGAUCUGACCCGGAGGCAGUGUCAUCAGCAGGAGGCAGUGUGGGAACUGCUCCAUACAGAGGCUUCCUAUAUCAAGAAACUUCGAGUAAUCACCGAUCUCUUCAUGUGCUGUCUUUUGAACCUGCAGGAGUCUGGGCUCCUGUGUGAGGUGGACAUUGAACGCUUAUUCAGCAAUACCCAGGAGAUCAUCCAGUUGCAUAAAGGGCUGUGGAGUAGUGUCAUGGCCCCUAUCCUUGACAAAGCUCGACGCACCCGGACCCUGCUACAGCCUGCAGAUCUGCUCAAAGGCUUCAAAAUGUUCGGGUCCCUCUUCAAGCCUUACAUCCGUUACUGCAUGGAAGAGGAGGGCUGCAUGGAAUACAUGAGGAGCCUGUUGAGGGACAGUGACCUAUUCAGGGUCUAUGUCACGUGGGCGGAGAAGCACCAGCAGUGCCAGAGGCUGAAGCUGAGCGACAUGCUGGCCAAACCUCAUCAGAGGCUCACAAAAUACCCGCUGCUGCUGAAAUCAGUGCUGAAGAAGACUGAUGACCCACCAACCAAGGAGGCCAUUGUCACCAUGAUUAGCUCUGUGGAACGGUUCAUCAGUCACAUCAAUUCUCGAAUGCGGCAGCGGCAGGAGCAACAGCGUCUGGCGGCCAUCAUCAGCCGCAUUGACUCCUACGAGGUGGUGGAGAGCAGCACGGAUGAGGUGGACAAGCUUUUGAAGGAGUUUCUGCGCUUUGAUCUGACAGCUCCCAUCCCGGGGACAUCCCCAGAUGACACUCGGCAGCUCCUCCUAGAGGGGAGCUUAAAGAUGAAGGAGGGAAAAGACAGCAAGAUGGAUGUUUACUGCUUUCUCUUCACCGACCUCUUUCUGGUGACCAAACCUGUGAAGAAGGCAGAAAGGACCAAAGUUAUCCGACAGCCCCUGAUGGUAGACAAGAUUGUGUGUCGGGAACUUCGAGAUCCUGGCUCCUUUCUCCUCAUCUAUCUGAAUGAGUUCCGAAGUGCUGUGGGUGCUUUCACCUUUCAAGCUAGCGGGCAGGCCCUCUGCCGAGGCUGGGUUGAAGCCAUUUUUAAUGCCCAGAACCUGCUGCAGAGGAUGAGACUCCAGGAGCACCAAGGCAGCCAUCAGCAGCAUCUGCAGAGCCUGGAGGAAGAGGAGGAUGAGGAGGAAGAAGAGGAAGAAGGAGAGAGCAGCACUUCGGGAGCUAGCUCCCCUACCAUCCUACGCAAAAGCAACAACAGCCUGAAUUCCCAAUGCUGCCCCUCCGAUGGCUCCACGGAGACCCUGGCGGUGGUGGUGGUGGAGCCUGGGGAGUCUCCGUCAUCGCCUGAUUUUGAGGGCGGCCCAUUUAGUUCCCGCUCAGACGAGACCUCGAUCAGCACAACGGCGUCCUCCACUACCCCAACGAGCGAGGCUGACGGACUGCUCCACUCGGCUCCUGCUGAGUGCCGCUCGUGCUCCAUCGAUUCUGCCUACGGCACCCUUUCCCCGACCUCCCUGAAGGACUUUGUUGCCCCGGCGGAGCUGGCCCCCGUCCCUGCCCCCAGACCUCCAGACCCGCCUGACCCCCCUGCUCCUGCCUUGCCGCUCUCUCCCCGCCUCCGACGUCGAACCCCUGUCCAGCUGCUGCCUUGGCCUCGUCUACUCAAAUCCAAGUCGGAGGCCAGCCUGCUGCAGCUUCUCUCGGGGGCUUCUGGCCGAGUCCCCCCGUCAGCCCCUAGCCGGAGCUUGUCUGAGCUCUGCCUGACUACGCCGCUCCUUCCCAACGGCUUCCCCAGGACUCAGAUGGGGCCCUGCCAACCCCCUCCGGAAGCCCGUGCCAGCUGGGACUGUGGGGGGGCCAGCCCGAGCGGUGCCUCUGGGCCGCCAGAAGCGGAAGAUUCAGGGUGUUCCCCUGGCCGGGGGGAUGAGAGUCCUCUCUCCAGGGAGUGCAAAAAGCCAGUCUCUAAGACCACCUUCAGGGCACAGCCCUCAGGCCAGCACAGGAAACUGACCCUGGCCCAGCUGUACCGCAUUCGAACCACGCUGCUCCUGAACUCCACGCUGACCGCCUCAGAAGUCUGAGCAGCAGGAGGACCCCAGGGUGCCAUGGACAGACAGAUGGAUGGAUGGAUGGACGGUCCCAGACUGACGGCCUGGUCCUGACCAAUCCCUUCAGUGAGAGACCAGGACAUCAGAGUCCCCUGGGAACAGAUCGGGGGCUAGAAAUCAGGAACCAAAUUGCACUUUGUUGAAUACUGCCGGGGCUAAGAGACAGUGAGGUCCUGGGGAGGCUCGUUUUAGCCCUGGGCUUCCCCUCAUCUGCCCUCUGAGCUCCUAGCUGUUCCCCGCUCACACCCACACUGCUGCUUUUCCAGAGCCCACCUCCGAGGGGCCGUACCCCAGACUGAAUGAUGACAGCCUCCCUCUAGGGCGCUGGGCCUCCUCUCUCUCUCUCCUCCCCCCCCCCACCCCCCCCAAGCUGGCCUUUCUCCUUCCUCCGCCCCCAGACAGCUAGACCCAAGAAGUGCCCUUGACCCCAUCCUACGCCCCAGUCUGGCCCACAUGGGGGUCAGGGCCGAGGGACAGCCCCUCACCCCCACCUGUGUAUAAAGGUGCAUAUUUAUUGAGCUUUGGGUUUCUUUUAUAAAGAUGUAUGUACAUUC